AAAAGAUAUGAGUCUGUCAAAAUGUGUUAUUUUACAUAACGUUUGCUAUUAGUUAAUUUUUCUUGUAAUCAACAUGGGUGUAAUAUUAUCAAUAUUAGGUCUAGUUGAACCAAAACUUUCGUUAAGGCCCCAAAAAGUGGUAGUAGGAACUGUAUAUGGUGUUCAACUUACUUUAGCCUAUCUGCUUAAUUUGCUCGUAAGCAGUUUUGCUGUAUUGAUGAUUGUUCUCUUGGAGUUUGGUACAAUUCCUGCAGUACAACAAGGUUUUUAUUGUGGAGAUCCUCUUAUAUCACAUAAAUAUACCGGUGAUACAAUUCACCCAGUCACAUUAGGAUUAACAGCUCCUGCUCUAGUGAUAGUGAUGGUAUUGGUUACAGAACUGCUGGCCCAUCAGUCAUUUAGGCAAAUCAACUGGCAUGCUGUAGUAUUCUACGUUAGUGAGGCUACAGUAGGUGCGACAUUAACUUUAUUGGUUACGUCAAUAGGAAAAGUAUUAGUUGGUGAACACAGACCCCAUUUUUUGACUACCUGUCAGCCGGACACUGCGGAGAACUGUUCUAUCGGCACGUUCAUAGAAACUUUUACCUGUAAGUCAACAGAAUUUGCACCUUCAUUUUUGGUUGACUCCUCCUUGUCAUUCCCAUCAGGACACUCUUCAAUUGCCUGGUAUAUUGGAAUAUUCUCAGCAUAUGUAGUUCACGUAAGAAUGACCACUGUUAACUCUGGUUAUAUCAUGCGACCAUUCUUAAUUUCUUUUUGUCUUACCUGGUCCAUGGUGUGCUCAUUGUCAAGAAUCACCGACAGAAGACAUCAUUGGUGGGACGUAUUGGCAGGUACCGUGCUUGGAAUUGUGUUUGCGGCAUAUACUAUAAAAGUAAUGCAUGAAAAAAUUAAAGAAAACAAUGUCCCUAUUUGCAGUAUAUGUUUGGAACGGGAAGUGCCAUUUAGUGGUAAUGGGGUUAACAGCCGAACUAAUGUAGGUUUUGAACUCUAAACAAUAAUUUCUUGUUAUUGUAGUUAUUUAUUUAUAUGUAUUUUAUGGAAUAUAAUAUUUUAAUUUUUUUA
Diabrotica balteata is the source of this 1065-nucleotide messenger RNA. The record is from the annotation of a GenBank genome assembly. Lineage: Eukaryota; Metazoa; Arthropoda; Insecta; Coleoptera; Chrysomelidae.